Messenger RNA from Candidula unifasciata, 1678 nucleotides. Lineage: Eukaryota; Metazoa; Mollusca; Gastropoda; Stylommatophora; Geomitridae. The record is from the annotation of a GenBank genome assembly.
AUGGCGGACACAAGUGUGGCUACAACAGGCCCAACCAAUGUUGCAGAGAACAACACAGAUGAGCAGCAACAACAGCCACCGCAGCCGAGAGCAAAUGGCUGGUCAAUCAUCAAGACUCUGGUUAUCCGAAUGGUGUUCAUAUAUUUCAUUGCCAGUAUGUUCCGGAGGUCUCCGGCACCUCAAGAAACCAUCACCGCUGAUGGGAAGGUGCAGCCUGCGCCAGUAGCCUCCAGUAAUGUGUUUGAUAAGUUUACUGUCAUGGAUAUGUAUGUGUAUAUCUCGGAGCAAGAAGAGUUUACAGACUUCAAAAAUGAGAAUGCCCUGUUUUGGUUGGAGCCGGGCCUCAUUUAUGGGGACUGGACUGGGGGACCAAAUAGUGAUGGUACAUAUGAGAAAUCAGGUGUUAUCACAGCUUCAGAGGCUGUUCAGAACAACGGAUCGCUAUACAUCCAUGUCUACUUUGUGAAAGAAGGAAAGUCACCUGACCCAGCUGAUAGAGCAGCAAAGACUUACUCAAAAAAGUAUACAGCUCAGAGAUCUAGAAGACUGAAUAAAUUCAAAAAGAGGAAAUUCCGCAAAACAGUAAACCUUCUUACAGGCCAGACAGACGUCCAUCCUGACCUCAUUCAGAAAGAAAAUGCUUCUACAUUUGAAAUCUUGUCCCACUGGCAUCCAAACUUGACCAUUAAUCUACUGGAUGACCAUUCUCCUUGGGUCAGUGGCUCUGUCCCACAGCCACUUGAUGAAUAUAUCGAGUUCAUACCUGCCUCCAACAAGUACUACCCUGUAAUCUACUUCAACGACUACUGGAACCUCAACCAGGACUACACGCCCAUCAAUGACACGACCAAAUUCUUGAACUUGUCCCUGACGUACAGCCCCAUGUCAUUGUUCAAAUGGCAGCUGUAUGCCGCCCAGGGGAUGCGUAACAAAUGGGUCAACAUGCUGGGCUCAGAAGGAGGGGAGGAAGAAGAGGAUCAAGAUUCACUGAAGAUGGCAUUCCUAGAGACUAGUCCCUACCUGCUGGCAAUGACAAUUAUAGUAUCCAUACUUCACAGCAUCUUUGAGUUUCUGGCCUUUAAAAAUGAUAUCCAGUUCUGGAAAUCGAGGAAGUCUCUGGAAGGUCUGUCAGUGCGAUCAGUCUUCUUCAACGUGAUCCAGUCACUGAUUGUUCUCUUAUACAUCAUGGACAAUGAAACCAACACAGUGGUGAAGAUCAGUGUGUUCAUCGGACUCUGUAUUGAGAUUUGGAAGAUCAACAAGGUUGUCAAUGCUCAGCUGGACAGGGAGAACAAGAUACUGGGCAUCAUCCCAAGACUGAAGUUUUCUGAGAAAUCAACAUACACAGAGUCUCACACAAAAGAAUAUGAUAUUAUGGCGUUCCGUUACCUGUCUUGGUUGUUGUAUCCCCUGCUGGGAAUCUACGCUGUCUAUUCCCUGGUCUAUCAAGAACACAAGGGCUGGUACUCUUGGGUGCUGAAUAUGUUGUAUGGGUUUCUUCUCACGUUUGGGUUUAUUAUGAUGACACCCCAGCUGUUCAUCAACUAUAAGCUGAAGUCUGUAGCCCAUCUACCCUGGAGGAUGCUGACCUACAAGGCACUUAACACCUUCAUCGAUGACAUCUUUGCGUUUGUCAUCCGGAUGCCUACCUUGUACAGGCUGGGAUGUCUCAGAGAUG